This is a messenger RNA of Candida albicans SC5314, 1671 nucleotides long. RefSeq lists its product as uncharacterized. NCBI's taxonomy places the organism in Eukaryota, Fungi, Ascomycota, Pichiomycetes, Serinales, Debaryomycetaceae. Gene Ontology annotation, molecular function: protein kinase activity; ATP binding. Gene Ontology annotation, biological process: protein phosphorylation. The transcript has a single exon. The record is from RefSeq and is a predicted model, not a curated record. The coding region runs from base 1 to 1671 and encodes 556 amino acids.
AUGAAUUAUACUAGAGUCAAUUCAAGUGAAGAAUUAGAAGUAUAUGAAGAAGUUGGUCGGGGUGGAUUUGGAGUAGUUUAUCGAGGUAUAAUCAAAUCAACAAAUCAAGAGGUAGCCAUUAAACAAAUUGAUUUAGAAAAAGAUCUGACGGACUUGAUAGAAAUCAAUAAAGAAAUCCAAAUCAUAUCAGAAUGUCAUUGUCAACAAAUCACCAGUUAUAUGGGAUCAUUUGUGAAAAAUUAUAAAUUAUGGGUGAUUAUGGAAUUUAUUGAUGGUGGAUCAAUAUUUGAACUAUUAAAACCAGGACCAAUAGAUGACGAAAAAAUUGUUAGUUUUAUCUUGUAUGAAAUAUUAUUAGCAUUGAAUUAUUUACAUAAUCAAGGAAAAAUUCAUCGUGAUUUAAAAAGUCAAAAUAUUUUAAUAUCUAAAACUGGUGAUAUUAAAUUGACAGAUUUUGGUGUGUCAACACAAUUGUCCUCAAAUUUUUCUAAAAGAAAUACUACUGUGGGUACUCCAUAUUGGAUGGCACCUGAAGUAAUUGUUAAUAAUAAUGGUGGACAUAGUUAUAAAGCUGAUAUCUGGUCAUUAGGUUGUUGUUGUUAUGAAAUGUUCACGGGGAAACCACCAUUACAAUCAAAAUAUCCUCCAAUGAGAGCACUUCGAUUAAUUUCUAAAUGUCAAAAGAAUCAAGAUUUUAUUAAAUUAAUUGAAUUAAAUGAAUUGGACAUAUCUUGGGAAUUUAAAGAUUUCUUGCAUCAAUGCUUUAUUGAAGAUCCUAAAUUAAGAGCAAGUGCUAGUAAAUUGUUGAAACAUAAAUUUAUUACGAAACAUAUCCACGAUAAGGAUAAAAUUAAACUUCUUAAAAAAUUAAUUACCAAAAAGCAAUUGUGGAAUCAACAAAACCAUAUAGUUAAAACUCAAAAUUAUUAUGUCCCGACAGAAAUCUAUAAUAAUCAACUCAAAUGGAAUAUGGAUGACCAGAAUGGGAAUGAGAACCAACAAACAGAACUUACAAAGGAAAGUGGAGAUCAGCACACCGGUAAUACCAUAAAAUUUGAUAUUAGUUCAUUAAUGUUGAAUAAUGACUUAGAAGAUGAUAUUGAAGAAGAUGUUGAAGAUGAUGCUCAUGAAGAACGGAAAUCUUCUCCUUCAAGUGAACCUAAUGAUGAUAUAAUAGGAUUUUUCAAGAAUGAUUUCAAUAAUAUUUUAACCAAAAUCUUUAAUAAAAUUGAUAAUAGAAAUCAAUUAUCAAGACUACAAUAUGAUCAAUUGGUUGAAAUGAAUAAUUUGAUGGGUCAAUUGAUUACAAAUGAUAAUGGUGGUACUAAUAAUAAUAGAAAGAUAUUAUUAUUUCAAUAUUUGAAAUACUUAAUAAAAGAAUUAUUGAAAGAGAAAAAUUCACAUAUCAAUCGGUUGAUAUUACCAUCAAGUAUACUACAUAACACUGGUACCAAUGGUAUUACCACUAACAUUUCAGGAAAUACCCUAGUCAAUAACAAUAACCACGUGACAAAUAUGACCAAUUUUACCACCAAUGGGAUAUUAUCAUCAACAACGUCAACGACAACAGUAAAUCAUAACAGGACAACUAGUCAUACAUGGACAAAGUUUGAUGAAAUAGAAUCCAGUUUAUUAGAGUCAUGGAUUAAUAGAAUGGAACAGGAUAACUAG